GUCUGUAGAACAUUUGCCCUGGCUUACUGAUUACCACUCUUCUCUGAAGUUUUAUUUACCAGAAAGGAACAUUCUUAUCAAAUCUUGGAAGCUAAGGGAAGGGAAGGGGGGAAGAAACACAGCCAGAGUCCGGGGCGGGGCCGCGCCCGGAGGAGGCGGCAGCGGUGGAGGUGGCGCCCACUCUUCAGGCGGGGGCGCGGAGGCUGGGACAAUGGCGGCGCCACGCACGCUCGUGGAGCUCUUCUACGAUGUGGUGUCGCCGUACUCCUGGCUCGGCUUCGAGGUACUCUGCCGAUACCAGCACAUCUGGAACAUUAACCUGCGUUUUCGUCCAGCUUUUCUUGGUGGCAUAAUGCAGGCAACUGGUAACAAGCCCCCAGCAAUGUUGCCAAAGCGUGCUGAAUAUUUACUGAAGGAUAUAAAAAGGAUGGGAAAGUAUUACCAAGUCCCUGUACAAAUUUCAGCAGAUGACUUCCAACGUAUCCUCAGUAAAGGCAGUCUUGGUGCCAUGCGCUUUAUCACAGCCAUUGAUAUGACACAACCACAGUUUGUGGAAACCAUAUCUAGAGAGUUCUGGAUACGUUUUUGGUCACAGCGUGAAGAUAUCAAUCAGCCGGCAAGUAUAUUGGCUGUUGCAAAACAGGCUGGGCUAUCAUCAGAGGAGGCCCAGAAGCUACUUGAAAUGGUUUCAUCCCCUGCAGUGAAGAACCGUCUGAAAGAGACAACAGAGGAUGCAAUAAAAUACGGGGAGAAAAAUGGCUGGGACCAGUUCCUUCACUUCCAAGCUCCAAGAUGUGAAAAGGGAAAAAAUAUAAGGAGAAAAAAAAAUAUGUGUGUGUAUGUAAACAUAUAUAAAAAAUGUUUAUAUACAUAUAUUAAAAAUGCAUGUGUGUGUGUGUAUAAAGUUUUCCUUACAGAACAUCCCAGAGAUGUCAAUCUCUGUUGAUCAUUUGAAUGUAUACAAUUUAUGCAUAGAUGUAUUUCUCUUCCUUAACUACUAAUUUUAGUGUUCAGUCUCAUCUCCAACUAAGAAACUUGAGGUUUGCCAAUAUUAUACCUGUCUGGUUAGGUCUUUACAAACACCAGUAUGCUUCUUUUCUCUCAGCAGAUUUGUUGAACAUUAAUGAUUUCUUACAGAUUAAACAUUCUUCCUCUUUGAUUAGUUUUCCUUUCUGUUACUCUAAAAGCAUGAGGAUAAACUGUUGUUACAGCACUGA
This is a messenger RNA of Rhea pennata, 1217 nucleotides long. It is a transcript of the gene GSTK1, whose product is annotated as glutathione S-transferase kappa 1. Gene Ontology annotation, biological process: glutathione metabolic process. Bases 212 to 946 code for a protein of 244 amino acids. Gene Ontology annotation, molecular function: glutathione transferase activity; glutathione peroxidase activity. The record is from RefSeq and is a predicted model, not a curated record. Gene Ontology annotation, cellular component: peroxisome; mitochondrion. Lineage: Eukaryota; Metazoa; Chordata; Aves; Rheiformes; Rheidae. The transcript has 7 exons.